This is a messenger RNA of Penaeus chinensis, 1288 nucleotides long. RefSeq names its product kelch domain-containing protein 10-like. The record is from RefSeq and is a predicted model, not a curated record. NCBI's taxonomy places the organism in Eukaryota, Metazoa, Arthropoda, Malacostraca, Decapoda, Penaeidae. Gene Ontology annotation, molecular function: protein binding. Gene Ontology annotation, biological process: positive regulation of stress-activated MAPK cascade. The transcript has 7 exons. The coding region runs from base 107 to 1288 and encodes 393 amino acids.
UCGGAGUUCCAAGCUCAGCAGUCAACACUGUAAAGUCAGAAUUAAAAGAGAGAGAAAGUUACUGUUAUUUUUUUUUUUAUUAUCAGUCUUCAGUUAAAAUACCAACAUGGAUUUCCAAGAUAACCUGAUGGAAGAAAUUCAGACUUGGGCGAGCGAAGGAUGCACACCCACAGGGCGCAGUGGUCAUCGGAUAUCCUGUACUGAAUCAUUCCUCUUCUGUGUGGGCGGCUACCAUCCAGACCACGGCCCGCUGCAAGAUGUCUGGCGUCUCAACCUCUCGACCGGCGAGUGGGAAAAGCUAUCCUCCUCCUCCUCGACGCCCGGAGAAACCGUGUCCCACUGCCUCGUUUCGACUGAGGACGAGCUCCUCCUCUUCGGCGGCACGAGCUUCCCCUUCGGCAGCAGCAUCGGCGUCGACGUCCAUGCCUGCGACAAGAGGACGGGCGAAUGGAGGGCCCUCGAGAGCCACGGCGAGACGCCCCCCGCGCUCUACGGCCAGGCCUCUCGUCGCGUCGGGGACUACGUGUAUACUGUAGGAGGGACGUCGGGAUAUCACUUCUCUUUGCACGCCCACGCCCUCCACCUGCCGACGGGGACGUGGUCCAGCCUCGCCACAAACGACCUCUUCAAGGGCGAGGAACCGUCGGGGAGAUACCGGGCGGAGAUCGGCGUUGUUCCGGGUCGCAUUGUGGUGGUCGGAGGAGCCGCCGCUUCCUCUGUCUACCCGCUGGAUGAGGUGCCUGUACUAGAUGUCGAUACCGGAAAGUGGGCGGUUAAGAAAACCAACCCUGACCCACUCGUUCACGCCCACCCCAGCCCACGUCGGUGCCAUGCUGCUGUUCAGAGGGGGAAAGACCUGUACAUCAUCGGGGGCACAGACGGCACCGAGAUUUUUGACGAUGUUUGGAAGCUGGACUUGCACUCGCUGUCGUGGGCGCGUCUUGCUCUCGUCCUCCCCCGCCCACUCUAUUUCCACGACGCUGCAGUCACGCCCGUAAGUAGUGUUGGGUUGUGUUAUGGGCGCGGGGGGGGGGGGGAAAGGGUGUUCUUUUUACGCCGGGGGCCCCUGGCCCUCGCUCGCAAGAGGUCUUCGUCGCUAUUUCGAGCCAGGCUAGACGCGCCUCCUCUCCUCGAGGCUGCUUGGGAGUCCUUCGCCAGCCACUGCCCCACGAUCAUCACGCCCUUGCCCGCCUCCGUCACGCCCUCGAGUGCGACGCCCACAGCCCACGAUUUCCUGGCCGCGGGCGUGCCUCGGAGACUCAUGCAAAGGCUGGUCAAACUGCACUGA